AUGGGCUGGCUUUCCUCCCUCUUCUCCCUCGACAAGACCCCCCAGCGUCCUCGCACAGGCCAGGUUUUUUCGUCCACCCAUGAGGCUUUCUCCCUCCCAACAUCGUCCCCCGUCUUCGCCUCCCACCCAGACGCAUUCAACCCCGACACUCUGAACACUCCAGAUCCAGAAAGCGCACGCAGCCCAGCAACGUACACAUAUCCACCGCAGGGUCCUGGUGCAUAUGGAUACAUUCCGUCCUCUGCUGGCUUCGGCUCGCGACCAGCCUCUUCGUCUCUUUUGCCGACACACAUGGACCCCUUGCACACUCCACUCUCUGCCUACCCGCCGCUCUCCAAGUCGUGGGCGCGCAUCCGCAAUUGGUUAAGCAGAGAGUACCCUGAACUCGGUGACACCCUCAACUACGGAAUCCUACCGCAGGACCUCGCGCAGAUCGAGAUGCAGUUUGGAUUCGCGCUGCCUGGCGUCGUCCGCGAGUCAUAUCUGUGCGUCGACGGCCAGGAGGCCGAGUCCGCUGCCGGCUGCUCCGAGGGGCUCUUUUUUGGGUUGACCCUCCUUCCUUUGGAGAGCGUGCUCGAAGAAUGGAGGUUCUGGCGAGAAGUUGAUCACGACCCUUCAACAGGCGCAAACCUGAAGCUUCGCGAGUCGAUGCAGUCCCUUCCGCCCAAUUGGGUCAGGAAGGAGUACUCCCAACGCGGUUGGAUCCCACUCAUCGCCGACAAGGUUGGAAAUUAUGUCGGUGUUGACCUCAACCCUGCGGAAAGCGGAAGCCCUGGCCAGGUUAUCGUGUUCGGACGCGAUUUCGACACCAAGGUCGUGCUGUGGAGAGGUGACGGGCCAACAGGCUGGGCAAAGUGGUUGGCCAGCUUCGCCGAGGAGCUUGAGAGUGGAGAGGGUUUCGAAAUAGGAAACAAUGAUGCCAGCGAGGGAAGUGAGGACGAGCUCGGAUACGAGAAUUACUUCUACGAUGGCAAUGGUCGUGGACAAGGGGACGGUGGUGGCGACAAUGGCGCUGGUGGGCUGCAUUACACUGGCGAGUAUCGUGGUUGGAGUGUGCUGGAGGCAUGGGCCGACCGGAGUUUGAGAAAAUGGCAUGAAGCAGGGGUGAUACCGGACGAAGCUCUUAUGCCUCCUGAGGAGCUGGUCAACAAAAAGCCUGAGGACCUCGAUAUCGUGGACAUCUCGCAACAAGGCUCAGGGGUCGAAAUUCCAAUACCUAUUCUCAGCAGUUCACAUGAACACAUCCCUUCACCCACCGUCGGCGCGCUAAAUCAUCACUCACGGGAAUCCCAAUCCGGACCCUCUUCCAGCAAACAGAAGAACAAGGCUCCUGCUCACGUACCCACUAUCUCUGUCACAAAACCACCUGCACCACGUCCCGUAGAACUGCCGACGUUUAGCGAUAUCGCACCGUUCCCGUCGCCUCCAGAGUCAGGACAUUCCUCUUUGGAGGACCUAGAGACGGGUCGGAUGUCGACUGGGAUGAGAGAGGCUUCGGAAGACGUUGGGCUGGUCACGGCUACACGGAGGACGGGCAAGUCGCCCAUCCGUCGCGAGACCUCUGAUACAAUUGGUUCUGCUCUUCCGCCGACACCACCGCCUUCUGAUACACAACUCGCGUCUUCGAAACACUCAACUUCCAAGUCCCCGUCGCCCGCCCCUCCUAUCAUCCCUGAUCUUCUAGAGGACUCGGUUCCAGCUGCGAUCGAGAAGAAGCCGCUGGAGCCGCUCGCUGUACCGCAGAACGUUACUUCUUCAUCAGAGAAUGUACCGCAGGUUCAGCUGGAGCUGACACAGGCUACUUCGUCAACUUCUACACACGUCCUAGAAGAGGAGGAAGACGACGCGCCGCCGGACACGACGAUCAGGCUCAUCGGCGGCGGAGGCGAGUCUGGGAUUGCACAGAGCCCAGUGGAGAUGACACACGAGGAGGCGGCGGAUGCUCAGGUGGAAGUGGAGGCUGAGGCAGCUGCGCCGCAAGACGGCGAGGCGGCACCGGAGGUGACGAGCGCCAACAAGAAGGACGAGAAGGCCCACAAGAAGACGAAGAGUAGCUUGGCGAGCUUGAAGAGGAUCAGCCAGAUCGCCGGCGGCAGCAAGAAGAAAGAUUCGACAUCAGGCAUCAAGGAGGUGGUCUCCACCUCUUCGAAGUAA
This is a messenger RNA of Cyclocybe aegerita, 2154 nucleotides long. NCBI's taxonomy places the organism in Eukaryota, Fungi, Basidiomycota, Agaricomycetes, Agaricales, Hemipholiotaceae. The record is from the annotation of a GenBank genome assembly.